AUGAAAGCUUUAAAGAUUUACAUCUAUAUUUUUCUACUGCCAUGGACAGUAUAUCAGAUAGAAACUAAUUCAAUUUGUUUACAAAAUGAUGUGCAUGCCUUAAUCCUGGCCAGAGGUGGUAGCAAGGAAAUAAAGUACAAAAAUCUCGUAAAAAUCGAUGGACUUUCCCUUUUGGCUCGCACAAUCUUAAUUAUCAAAAAAUCUUCAUGUUUCAAUUAUAUCUGGGUCUCAACAGAUGACCAUAAGAUUGCCAUUGAAGCAAAGAAAUAUGGAGCUAUUGUGCACAAACGUCCUGUGGAAUAUGCUUUGGAUAAUACCACAUCCGUAGCAUCUGUUCAGGAAUUUCUUCAAUCUCAUCAAUCUAUUCACAACUUUUCUUUAUUUCAAUGUACUUCAGUUUUUCUAAAAACGAAAUAUAUUAAAGAGGCUAUAUUGAAAUUUCAAUCCUUUGAUUGCGUAUUUGCUGUCAAGAGGUCACAUAAUUUACGGUGGAAAAUAAGAGAGACCCAUAUAUCACCCAUUAAUUUUGAUAUCAAAUCUAGACCAAGGCGACAAGAUUGGGAAGGAGAAUUGAUCGAAACGGGAAUGUUUUACUUUUCAACAAGAAAGCUGGUGGCAAACGGAGUAUUGCAAAACGAAAGGUGUUCGUAUGUUGAAAUUAAACCCAAAGAUAGUUUGGAGAUUGACUCAAAGCUUGAUCUUAAAAUUGCUCGUUGUAUUAUCAAUAAAAAUAAAGAAAAAUUUGUUAGCUUUAAAAACACCGAAAACGUAAUAAAAUCAUCCUAA
Drosophila willistoni is the source of this 786-nucleotide messenger RNA. RefSeq names its product N-acylneuraminate cytidylyltransferase A (gene Csas). The coding region runs from base 1 to 786 and encodes 261 amino acids. The transcript has 5 exons. Lineage: Eukaryota; Metazoa; Arthropoda; Insecta; Diptera; Drosophilidae. Gene Ontology annotation, molecular function: N-acylneuraminate cytidylyltransferase activity. The record is from RefSeq and is a predicted model, not a curated record.